Molecule: messenger RNA, 1975 nt
Organism: Prunus avium (sweet cherry)
Lineage: Eukaryota; Viridiplantae; Streptophyta; Magnoliopsida; Rosales; Rosaceae
Product: bZIP transcription factor 16
Biological process (GO): regulation of DNA-templated transcription
Cellular component (GO): nucleus
Molecular function (GO): DNA-binding transcription factor activity; sequence-specific DNA binding
Source: RefSeq, a predicted model, not a curated record
GUGGGUAAGGAGUAUAGUUUGGGAAUUUUCCCCCAACUAAAAAACCGAAAAGAAAAACCCGAAAAAAACUAUUUCACUAUCUAAUCGCAGAAGACGCCCAAGAAGUAAUAACACAGGACACAAAGAAGCUCCAUCAUCGCCCAUCCACUCUUCUUCUUUUUCUCUUUCUCCGUUUAAUUCUUCAGCUCCUCCAUUGGCACCCGUUGAAGCACCUAUCGUCACCUCUGGUCACGCUGAUGAUACGAGCCCACGCCCCUUUAAUAUGGUGACGAGAAGUGCAGCCGCCCUAAGCUUGUAAUUUCUGUAGCUCCCAAAAAGCUCAUCUGGCCCCAAGACAUUAUAGGCCACUGUUGCGAACAGGGUCCACUCGAUGAUUUUCUUGUAGUGAUUGUGGGAUGGUUCGAUGAAAUUAACAUUGUUGAUAUAGAGUAAUGGGUAGCAGCGAGAUGGAUAAACCUGCUAAAGAGAAAGAGAAGGAGUUGAAGACAACACCUGCUAGUACGCAGGAGCAGUCUGCGACUACUAGUGCUGGCACUGUUAAUCCUGACUGGUCGGGAUUUCAGGCAUAUUCUCCUAUACCUCCACAUGGUUUUUUGGCAUCAAGUCCUCAAGCUCACCCAUAUAUGUGGGGUGUUCAGCAUAUUAUGCCUCCAUAUGGUACCCCUCCACAUCCGUAUGUUGCCAUGUAUCCCCAUAGUGGCUUAUAUGCUCAUCCAUCCAUGCCUCCGGGAUCUUAUCCUUUUAGCCCUUUUGCUAUGCCUUCUCCAAAUGGUAUUGUAGAAGCUUCUGGUAACACACCUGGAAGCAUGGAAGCAGAUGGUAAGCCCUCUGAGGUGAAGGAAAAAUUACCCAUAAAAAGAUCAAAAGGAAGCUUGGGCAGUUUAAAUAUGAUUACAGGGAAGAAUAAUGAGCCUGGGAAGACAUCAGGAGCCUCUGCUAAUGGAGUUCACUCUAAAAGUGCUGAGAGUGCCAGUGAAGGUACAAGUGAAGGAAGUGAUGCAAAUUCUCAGAGUGACUCACAACUCAAGUCAGGGGGCAGGCAAGAUUCUUUGGAAGGUGAUGCAUCUCAGAAUGGCAGCUCCGCACAUGGUUCUCAGAAUGGAGCGCCAAAUACUCAUACUAUGUUGAAUCAAACAAUGGCCAUCAUGCCAAUAACGGCUGCUGGUGCUUCUAGUGCUGUUCCUGGUCCUGCAACCAACUUAAAUAUUGGGAUGGACUAUUGGGGUGCUCCACCUUCUUCUGGUGUGCCUGCAAUGCGUGGGAAGGUUCCCACUACUCCAGUAACAGGAGGAUUAGUUACUGCUGGGUCUCGGGAUAGUGUUCAGUCACAGCUUUGGUUACAAGAUGAGAGAGAGCUUAAAAGACAGCGAAGAAAGCAGUCAAAUAGGGAAUCGGCUCGUCGAUCUAGGUUGCGCAAGCAGGCGGAAUGUGAUGAGCUGGCCCAGCGUGCUGAAGCAUUGAAAGAAGAGAAUGCCACUCUUAGAUCAGAAGUUAGCCGGAUCAGGAGCGAGUAUGAGCAGCUGCUCUCCGAGAAUGCAUCUCUGAAGGAGAAGCUUGGAGAAAUUCCUGGGCACGAAGAUCCAAGGUCUGCCAGAAGCGACCAAAAAUUGAGCAAUGACACUAAACAGAUUGCACAAACAGAAGUGCAUGGGGGCCAGUAGGAUGAGUAACCCAGCUUUAUGGUGCUUUCCAGGGGCACCAUCUAACCAAUUAGCAGCAACAGGGAGUUUCUUUUGCAUAGCAGCAUGUAGUUUGGCUUUUGUCCAACUUUUAACUUUUUAUAUUUUAGGUUAUGUUUAUUUGCAUAUCAUCCUUUAUUUCUCACUGGGCCUACCUUUAAGAGUGGAAGCCCUAAGAUAUGUGGUGUGAAAGUCAUGUCCUACCCUUGUCUGUUUCAUAAGGGUGGUAGUAUUCACACUAAAAUUCAUAUGUAUUAAAUAUGGUUGGUGAAUGUGUAGCUUGGGAGAUUGAUUAA